Messenger RNA from Wyeomyia smithii (pitcher-plant mosquito), 1164 nucleotides. RefSeq lists its product as uncharacterized. The record is from RefSeq and is a predicted model, not a curated record. The transcript has a single exon. Lineage: Eukaryota; Metazoa; Arthropoda; Insecta; Diptera; Culicidae. The coding region runs from base 1 to 1164 and encodes 387 amino acids.
AUGGGGAGCCCCUUAUCGCCAAUUCUUGCCGACAUGGUGAUGGAGGACCUUUUAUGCAAUACAACUAAAAAACUCAGUUUCGUUCCACCAGUCCUCAAAAAAUACGUAGAUGAUCUGGUACUAGCUCUCCCACAACAUGAAACCCAAAACACUCUCUGCAAGUUCAAUGAGUAUCAUCCUAACCUACAAUUCACGAUGGAAGAAGAAUCCAAUGGAAGCCUACCGUACCUGGACACGAAAAUCAUUCACUCCGCCAAUCAAACACUCAGCACAGAAUGGUAUUCGAAACCAAUAGCAUCUGGACGUCUGCUCAAUUACCAUUCGUUUCACCCACUCGCAAUGAAGAUAAACGUCGCAACUAACUUCAUUCAUCGCGUCACCAGUCUGACCACCAACAGCAGCAUAACACAACAAAAACACAUAAUCUUUCAACAUCUCCGCCGCAACAGCUAUCCAUCCGCUCUGAUAAACCACCUCACUAAUAGCAUCAAACAACCGAUAACUGCACCUGCAACACCAACCACCAACAGCACACCGGGAGACAACGUCGUUCCUGAAAUUACCUACCGCACCAUGGUCAACAUUCCGACACUCAGCUCCAUUCUAAUUAGCAUCCUGAAAAAAGACUAUCCCCUAGUUAAGAUAGCAUUAAAAACCAUCAAAACAACGAGAAAUCUGUUAGGACCAGUGACAGAUCCAAUAGAACCACUACAACACAGCAAUGUUAUCUAUUCGAUUCCCUGCAACGAUUGUGCCAAAUCAUAUAUAGGGAUGACAAAAAAUCAAUUGAAGACAAGAAUCAGUGGACACAAAUCCAAUGUCAACAAAUUGCUUGCAUCCCCAUACCAGCCCAGCGAACAACGAACAGCUCUCACACAACACAUGAUCGAUCAUGAACACACAUUCAACCUCAGCAAAACCAAAAUAAUAGACCGCAGUUACAAAGCUUCUGAUCUACCAAUACUUGAAAUGUGUCAUAUCCAGAACACACCAAACACAGUUAACUUCAGAACAGAUGUAGAUAACCUCAACACCACUUACGCAGGCAUUCUUCACACAUACCAAAACACCACCUCUCGCAGAUCACAGAUCACUCUCAAUAAUAACAGACCAACAAAUAGCCCAGAUUAUAGCACCACAGAUACUCAAACACAUCAACCAUAA